This is a messenger RNA of Poeciliopsis prolifica (blackstripe livebearer), 1937 nucleotides long. Its product is annotated as E3 ubiquitin/ISG15 ligase TRIM25-like. Gene Ontology annotation, molecular function: protein binding; zinc ion binding. The transcript is spliced from 6 exons. The coding region runs from base 80 to 1849 and encodes 589 amino acids. The record is from RefSeq and is a predicted model, not a curated record. NCBI's taxonomy places the organism in Eukaryota, Metazoa, Chordata, Actinopteri, Cyprinodontiformes, Poeciliidae.
UGAUAUCUGCACACUUGUGAGCUACGCCCAUCAUUGUCCCUUCCUCUUUCAGUUCAAUGUUUGUGUGUGUGAGAGUGCAAUGGCAGCCGCAACGAUCUCUGUAGAACCAGACCAGUUUUGCUGUCCAGUGUGCCUAGAGGUUCUGCGAGAUCCCGUGACCAUCCCGUGUGGACACAGCUACUGUCUGGACUGCAUUGAGGAUUACUGGAACACAGCGAAGCAGAAAGACCAGCACAGCUGUCCCCAGUGCAGGCAGGAGUUCAAUCCCAAACCCCUGCUGAGCAGGAACACUGUUCUGGCUGAAGUGGUGGAAAAGUUCCUGAAAAGUGAAGUUCAGCCUGCGGCUCAGCACCUGGCGAAACCCGAGGAGGUGAAAUGCAGCGUCUGCAAGGGCAGGAAGAACAGAGCUGUGAAAUCCUGUCCCCAGUGCCUGGAGUCUUUCUGCCUGGCUCACCUGAAAGGACACGAAGAGCGCUUUCACAGAAAAGACCACAAGCUGAUCCCAGCCACAGAUAGGCUGAAGGAGAAGCUGUGUCAACAGCACGAAAAGCUGCUGCGCCUGUACUGCCUCAGUGACCAGCAGUGUGUGUGCUCGCUGUGUGUUAAGGAGAGGCACAAGGGCCACAACACCGUGCCGCUGGUGGAGGAGAGGACCAAUCAGCAGAAAAAACUCAAAGAAACUUCUUUGAAGUCGGUACAAAAGCUGAAGGAUGCAGAGAAGGAACUGAGAUACGCCAUAAAAUACAUGAAGCAUUCUGCGGAGGCUGUGGUGGAGGAGAGUGAAAGGAUUUUCUCCAAGUUGAUUCGAUCCAUUGAGAAACAAAGCGGAGAGGUGAAGGAGAUGAUCAAAUCCCAGGAGAGACUGGUGGUUGGUCAGGCCGAGGAGAUGCUGGAGAGGAUCCAGAGGGAGUUGGCUGAGCACCGGAGGACGGAGGCUGAGCUGGAGCGGCUGUCUCGCACGGAGGACCACAUCCACUUCCUCCAGAAAUGCAAGCAUCUCCAUUUCCCUAUGAAGACUGUGGAGAUGCCCAACACGGAUGCCCUGACGUAUUUCAUGUAUAAAACAAUGAGAGACGGCCUGGGCGACUUGAAAGGAGGUCUGGACGAAACAUUUCAAAGGGAAUCCAGCAGGGUUUCAGAGAAAGGUAUGUCCAUUUUAAAUAUUUUAUCUUGCAGAAUUUUGGAAUCAACUUUGUUUCCAUUUCUAGUAAAAUCGCUGAAGGAGAGCAUCAAUCCAAACAUCAGUGAAAAGACCAAAGCAAGAGACGCCGACAUUCCUUACACCACAGAACCGAGGAAAAGAGCCGAUUUUCUCCAAUAUUACAACGACUUGACGUUGGACAUGAACACGGCCAACUCCUACCUGAGCGUCUCCGACAGCCGGAGGUCAGUGACAAGCCGCUCAGAACCGCAGCCCUACCCCGACCACCCGGACCGCUUCACCAGCUGGGCCCAGGUGUUGUGCAGAGCAGGGGUAGCUGGCCGAUGUUACUGGGAGGUGGAGUGGGCUGGGAGUAGGGGGGUCUCAAUUGGCAUCUGCUACAAGAACAUGAAUAGGAUUGGAGGAGGGAGCGACUGCAAACUGGGCCAUAACUCUAAAUCCUGGAGCUUAGACUGCGUCAACACCACCUGCUCGUUCCAGCACAACAAGGAAAGCGUUGCCAUCAAGACUCCCUGUGGGAGCCGGAUAGGAGUGUAUCUGGAUUUCAGGGCUGGGACUCUAAUGUUCUACAAUGUUUCUGAUUCAAUGAUUCUGCUCCAUGAGGAAAAAACCACAUUCACCCAGCCAGUGUACCCGGUGUUUUGGGUGGGCUUGGGCUCUAUACUGAAGCUGUGCUCUUCAAACUAGAACCCUGCUUCAGUAGCACUUUACAAGUAGUCUUGUAAAUAAAUAUAUAGAAAUAAGAGACAUAUUUAUGCUCUACGUUCAGCUUUAU